CCACUGCUACGUAUACACACACUCUCUCUCACACACUUUUGGCUGCAGCCUCAGAACGGAACGUUUAGACGAUCGAGCUGUCCGGAAUGGCUUCCUCCCGAAACUCUCACAAACGUGGCGUGCUCUCCUCGUUGAUCACAGCCGCGCUUCUCUUCUCGACAUAUGUCUGCGCUGGACCAGCGCUCAAGGGGCGGCAGCUCAAGCACAGUCACCUACACGCUGCUGUGGACCUGCCCAAGAGAAGCGGCGGCGGCGGCGCUCAAUUAUCGGUACCAGGCCACGUGACUCAAGCAGGUUUCAGGACUGUUGGCUAUUAUGUGAACUGGGCCAUCUAUGGCCGUAAUUGGGGACCUCAGAACAUCCAAUCAGACCAGCUCACCCACCUACUAUACGCCUUCGCUGGCAUUGACAACAAAACCGGAGAAGCCACCUUGACCGAUCCAUUUGCAGAUGUCCAGAAGCAAUGGCCUGGCGACAAUACUACAGAUAACAGCACAGACAACCUGUAUGGCAACCUCAAGCAGAUCUACCUACACAAGAAAAAACAUCGCAACUUCAAAACUCUCCUCUCCAUCGGCGGCUGGUCCCUCCGAACAUACUUUGCUCCGGCCCUAGACAACGAAACCGGCCGCAAGAAUUUCGCCAAAACCAGCGUCCAGUUGCUGAAAGAUCUGGGCUUCGAUGGUUUGGAUAUCGAUUGGGAGUACCCCAAUACCACCAAACAAGCGCAAGACCUCGUAGACACAUGCAAGGAAUUCCGAAUGGAACUCGACAACUAUUCCAAAAGUCUCAACAGUACUCCCCACUUCCUCCUUACCCUCGCCGUCCCCGCCGGGCCGGAUCACUUUCCCUACUUUGACAUGCCCGGUCUUGCUCCCUAUGUCGACCUCGUCCAUCUCAUGGGUUACGACUACCAGGGCAGUUACUUUUCCAACUUCUCGGGCCAUCAGGCGAAUAUUUACAAGAGUGAGGAUAACCCCAAAAGUACCGACUUCAGUACCCAAGAUGCCAUGGACUACUAUCUGAAUACCGGACAUUGGGAUCCGCACAAGCUCACGCUGGGAAUGCCGCUGUACGGACGCGCAUUCGCAAACACCACGGGACCCGGCCAAAAAUUCGACAAUGCGACGGAUGGAAGCUGGGAAAAUGCCAUUUGGGACUACAAAGCUCUCGCAGGCAACUCUUCCUUUGGAGAAAUCCACCACGAUGAACACAUCGGAGCGAGCUGGUCUUUUAACCAAUCCAAUGGCUACAUGGUCUCCUAUGACACUCCCGACAUUGCCCAGCAAAAGGCUUCGUAUAUUGAUCAAUUGGGCCUCGGAGGCGCCAUGUGGUGGGAAAUUUCGGCCGAUACUCCUGUCAAUGGCAGUACGAGUUUGAUUCGCACUGUGACGGAUCAUUUGAGGAGGUGUGGAGGGUUGGAAAUGUGUGGUAAUGUUUUGGAUUAUCCGAUGAGUAAGUAUCGGAAUUUGAGAGCGGGUAUGCCCGGGCAGUGAUGGAGUGUACUUGUGUCUGUCUGUCUGUCAGUGUCUGUCAGGAUGGUUGGUGGUGGGUAGGCGCGGUGGCAAGAAGUGAAGAAUACAAGUGUAUUUAUAUGUUCGGUGGUGAAUCCGGGGGGGGGGACUAUUUAGCUAUCUAAGGCUAAGGAGCCCGGAGAUUGAUGGCGGUUUUAUCAUCGGGCAUCGUAUGCAUGCACAUAAGACGAA
Sphaerulina musiva SO2202 is the source of this 1706-nucleotide messenger RNA. Its product is annotated as glycoside hydrolase family 18 protein. The record is from RefSeq and is a predicted model, not a curated record. The transcript is spliced from 2 exons. Lineage: Eukaryota; Fungi; Ascomycota; Dothideomycetes; Mycosphaerellales; Mycosphaerellaceae. Bases 87 to 1496 code for a protein of 469 amino acids. Gene Ontology annotation, cellular component: extracellular region. Gene Ontology annotation, molecular function: chitinase activity; chitin binding. Gene Ontology annotation, biological process: carbohydrate metabolic process; chitin catabolic process.